This is a messenger RNA of Suricata suricatta (meerkat), 792 nucleotides long. RefSeq lists its product as uncharacterized. NCBI's taxonomy places the organism in Eukaryota, Metazoa, Chordata, Mammalia, Carnivora, Herpestidae. The record is from RefSeq and is a predicted model, not a curated record. Gene Ontology annotation, cellular component: mitochondrion. The annotation marks the transcript as partial. The transcript has a single exon. Gene Ontology annotation, biological process: mitochondrial ATP synthesis coupled electron transport.
GAGGAGGAGGGGCAGAGCGCCAGAGCUGACCCUCGGGUGGCGAGCAGGGGCCACCGGGGGCUCCCAGGUCCACAGGCCUCCCGCCCCCUUGAAGAGAGAGUCCCCGGAAUCGGAGCAUCCGCCAAAGAGAAGGCCCGCUCACAGCCCGACCUCACCCCUCCCGAGAGGCCCCGUCAGGCAAAGAAGAAAGGGAGCGCCAUCAAGCCCUUAGAGGACAGAAAAGACACUAAACCCAAAACCACAACACCCAAGUCACAAGCGAAUAAAGAGUUUAUGAAGCAAAACAUCAAGGAAAAACAAUUACAGAAAAUUCUUAGAUCAAGUGAAACUGAUAAAGGAAGUCAAAAGCCGCCCAAAGUUGAAAAAAUCCUGCCUGCUCAUAGGAUGCCAGGCUUGUCUAUACAGCCGGCCGGCGGCGCAGCGCCCAUUCAGCUCCCGGACGGAACGGGAGCAGCAGGACCGCCGCCCACAGCUCCUGAGACCAGCGAGAGACGCCGGGGGGAACGAGCACCAGACCCUGGCGGGGAGGUGGCUGUCACGCAGCUCCGCAAGGGCCGUUUGGGGAGGCAGGUGCCGGAAGGAGUCGUCAAGGCUCCGGGUGAGGUCCUGGAAGGUCAGGCAGCAGGACGAAGCUCGAAGCCCCUUCCUGCCCCUGAAGAAGGCGUCUUGGAGGACGAGGCCGCAGUCCUGGAGCCCCAGGCAGGGGCCGGGAGGGCCAAAGACCCCGCACCUCCGGGAGGGCCGCCCGGCACCCAGGGUAUACCUCCUCUCGCGCUCUCGAGAACCCUCUAA